Messenger RNA from Lithohypha guttulata, 1734 nucleotides. RefSeq lists its product as uncharacterized. The transcript is spliced from 3 exons. Gene Ontology annotation, molecular function: carbohydrate:proton symporter activity. The coding region runs from base 1 to 1734 and encodes 577 amino acids. Gene Ontology annotation, biological process: transmembrane transport; carbohydrate transport. Lineage: Eukaryota; Fungi; Ascomycota; Eurotiomycetes; Chaetothyriales; Trichomeriaceae. The record is from RefSeq and is a predicted model, not a curated record. Gene Ontology annotation, cellular component: membrane.
AUGUCCCCCAAACGAUAUUCGACUCCAGAUGCUAGCAACGGCAACGAUGGGGGUGUCGUACGCAUGAACGAUAACACAUUCCGGCGUCUCAGCCAGGCAAAUCCAAGUAUAGGCCAGCAGGUCAACGAGAUCGAGUUAGCAACUGCGACGGAAAAGUCUCUCACCAUUCGACAAGCUGUUCGAUUGUAUAAGCGAGCAAUAUGCUUCUCGCUGAUAAUGAGUUUGGCGGUUGUGAUGGAGGGAUAUGACCUGGCGACCACAGGCACAUUCAUGGGCUACGAUGCCUUCCGAAACUCCUUCGGGACAGAACUUGACCCAGAUGGCAAUCCAAGAAUAUCCGCUGCAUGGCAGGCCGCUGUGCUGAAUGGUACUCAGGCUGGUUCUAUCAUCGGUCUUUGGAUCAAUGGAUACCUGUCGGAGUGGAUCGGCUAUCGAAAGACGAUGUUGCUUGCACUCUUUGCGUCUGCUGCCUUCAACUUCAUACACUUCUUCGCGCAGAGUAUAGGGAUGGUGACUGCUGGUUCGGUUCUGAUGGGAUUGCCUUGGGGCAUCUACCAGACUUUGACAGUCACAUAUGCCUCUGACAUCACUCCUGCAGUACUUCGACCAUACUUGACAACAUACAUCAACUUAUGCUGGGUUUCAGGACAGCUUGUGUCAUCAGGUGUACUGCGCGGUUGUGACACCAUAAACAACGAUUGGGGCUGGAGAAUCCCAUUCAGUCUGCAAUGGGUCUGGGUGCCGUUCAUCUGCGUCGGGGCAUUGAUGGCACCAGAAUCACCUUGGUGGCUCGUUCGCAGAGGCCGGUUCAACGACGCUCGGAACAGCGUGAGAAGACUUACGACACCUUCUGCGGAUAUACCCUUUAACCUUGAUGGUGCAUUAGCCCUGAUCAAUCACACUAAUGAGCUUGAAAAAGCCAUGAAUGAAGGAGUCGGCUACCGAAACUGCUUCAGACCCAUCGAGAGGCGUCGAACUCUGAUUGCGUGCGUGGUUUGGCUUACACAGGCCUUGUGUGGAGCUGCACUGAUGGGAUACUCCGUACAGAUAUUUCGGGAAGCCGGUCUCAGUGGUGAGGACGGCUUGAACAUGGCGAUCGGUCAGUACGCCCUGGGUUUCAUUGGAACACUCAUCUCCUGGUUUUUGAUGAGCCAUAUCGGCCGACGAGCUCUUUACUUCUGGGGCCUCUGCCUCCUAUCCUGCUUCCUUCUGGUCAUAGGUGGUCUAGGCGUCAUAUCUCAAGACAACGUCGGCGCUGCAUGGGCUCUCGGUUCUGUAUUAUUAGUAUACACUCUUGUAUACAACUGUACAGUCGGUCCAGUAUGCUAUGCCCUCGUAUCUGAGAUCCCCUCAACCCGAGCCAAGGUGAAGACAGUUGUCCUGGCUCGAAACGUGUAUAACUUGGGUGGCAUCAUUAAUAACAUCAUUGUACCACGCAUGCUUUCGCCAACCGAUUGGAACUGGGCUGGCAAAAGCGGCUUCUUCUUUGCUGGACUGACCGCCAUUCUGGCUGCAUUCAUGUUCUUCAUGCUGCCGGAGUGCAAAGGUCGUACCUAUGCUGAGCUAGAUAUCUUGUUCGAGAAUAAGGUUACUGCUAGGAAGUUUCAUAAGACAAACGUUGAUCAGCAUGCAGGUCACACGACUAUCGCAGAUACUCAGACACGGGCGAGCAGCAGUGAUACUGUGACUGGUGAUAGCGAGAAGCCAAGGGACGUGCGGAAAGAGAUCGUUUAG